Messenger RNA from Toxorhynchites rutilus septentrionalis, 1017 nucleotides. RefSeq lists its product as uncharacterized. Gene Ontology annotation, biological process: DNA integration. Lineage: Eukaryota; Metazoa; Arthropoda; Insecta; Diptera; Culicidae. Gene Ontology annotation, molecular function: nucleic acid binding. Bases 1 to 1017 code for a protein of 338 amino acids. The record is from RefSeq and is a predicted model, not a curated record. The transcript has a single exon.
AUGGCUCCAUUGCCGGAAAUUCGAUUGACCGCAUUUAUACGACCAUUCACGCACACGGGUUUAGACUAUUUCGGGCCGGUGUUUGUGAAGCAGGGUCGUAGUCUGGCCAAGCGUUGGAUCGCACUAUUCACGUGCCUGUCGAUCAGAGCGGUGCAUCUAGAGGUAGUACAUAGCCUAUCAACCCAGUCCUGCGUGAUGGCCAUUAGGAGAUUCGUGGUACGCAGUGGUUCACCAACGACAUUUAGCUCCGAUAACGGGACCAAUUUCGUUGGAGCAAACAAUUUAUUACAAAGGCAACUAAAAACAAUCUACGAAGACUGCGCCGUAACAUUUACCAAUUCCGACACCAAGUGGCUCUUCAAUCCACCGCUAGCGCCUCAUAUGGGAGGUUUGUGGGAGCGCAUGGUCAGGUCGGUGAAGACAGCGAUCGCGGAUCAUCCGCAUCAUCCCAGUGACGAGGUCCUGGAAACAGUAGUGCUUGAGGCUGGAUCGGUGGUAAACUCGAGGCCCCUCACAUACAUCCCACUAGAAUACGCAGAACAAGAGGCACUAACGCCGAGCCACUUCCUUCUCUACGGAACGAAAGGCGUGCAUCAACCAUCUCAGAUCCUGGUCAGGGAUACGGGAACAUUGCGGGAUAGCUGGAAGUUGGCGCAGCACCUAGUGGACACAUUCUGGAGUCGCUGGGUCCGCGAAUAUCUGCCGACGCUGACAAGGCGCACCAAAUGGUUCCAUCCGGUGAAACCACUGAAACCCGGAGAUUUAGUGAUUGUGGUCGACGAAAGAAAUAGAAAUGGUUGGAUUCGAGGUCGCAUCAUGGACGUCGUGAAGGCGAAGGACGGGCAAGUUAGAAGAACGAUAGUGUACACGAUGAGAGGAACGAUAAGUCGACCAGCAACCAAGUUAGCAUUGCUGGACGUUCAAGGAUCUCCGGAUGAUGUGGUCUCAGGCGUACCGGACCUACACGGGCCGGGGGAUGUUAGCGGACCCACUGUGCAAUCGUCACCUAACGUCUGA